This is a messenger RNA of Sphenostylis stenocarpa, 1074 nucleotides long. The record is from the annotation of a GenBank genome assembly. NCBI's taxonomy places the organism in Eukaryota, Viridiplantae, Streptophyta, Magnoliopsida, Fabales, Fabaceae.
AUGAAAUUAUUGGAGGAGUUGGAUCUUUCCAACAAUCAAUUAUCCGUUGAAAUAUCAGAGGACAUAUUUGAAGCUGCGCACCAACUCCGUUUCUUGAAACUUUCAAAUAAUAAGCUCGAGGGACCUAUUUUUCUAAUACCCACUGAUUUGCAGAUCUUGUUCUUGAAUGAUAACAAAUUUAAUGGUAGAGUCCCAAGCCACAUUUUCAACACAUCCAUCAUUUCAUUGGAUGUAACCAAUAAUCGUUUGGUUGGAAAGAUUCCAAGCCUUAUAAAAAACUUUUCAAGAUUAUCGGAACUUCGAAUGUCCAACAACCACUUUGAAGGAUCCAUUCCAUUAGAAUUGGCACAACACGAAGCUCUAAAAGUUCUAGAUCUCUCCCAAAAUAAUUUGACUGGGAAAACGAAAGAGAAAGCAAGUUUCACAUCAAAGAAAAGAGACGAUACUUACAUAGGAAGCAUCCUUGCUUAUAUGUCUGGAAUUGAUUUAUCCCAGAACAAACUGAAGGGGAAUAUCCCAUACGAGCUUGGAAACUUGACAAGAAUCCGAGGAUUGAACUUGUCUCAUAAUGAAUUGACUGGACAAAUUCCAGAUUCGUUCUCCAAAUUGAUACAGACAGAGAGUUUAGAUCUUUCUUUCAACAUGUUGAGUGGUCAAAUUCCUCCUCAACUCAAUAUCCUAACCUCACUUGCAGUAUUUAGUGUCGCACACAACAACUUGUCAGGCCCAACACCUGAACGAACAAGACAAUUUUCAACAUUUGAUGAAAGCAGCUACGAGGAUAACCCGUUUCUUUGUGGACCUCCACUACCAAAGAGUUGCAAUCCAGCUUCUACAGUUAUUCCAACUGAUUCGAACACUGACAGAGAGGAUGGUAGUUUGGUGGACAUGUAUGUUUUUUGUGUGAGCUUUGUUGUGGCAUACACAUUAGCAUUGUUGGCAACUGCAGCAGCUUUAUACAUCAACCCUUACUGGAGGCAAGCAUGGUUUUACUACAUGGAAUUGCUCACUUUAAAUUGUUACUACUUUAUGGUGGACAAUUUGCGUAGGUUUUCUAAUUCUAGAAAUAUGUAA